Molecule: messenger RNA, 138 nt
Organism: Rodentolepis nana
Lineage: Eukaryota; Metazoa; Platyhelminthes; Cestoda; Cyclophyllidea; Hymenolepididae
Source: the annotation of a GenBank genome assembly
AUGAUGAAUAACACAGGCUAUUAUCAACAGGAUGCCUCAUACUACUCUCCACCAAACCAGCCAAACAAUAUCAGAAUGAGCAACAACAGCAAUAAUGGUGUCAACAACGAUAGUCAAAAUCCACCAUUUCACACUUGA